AUGCGGUCCCAACUUCCCGUCCCGCUUCUGUUUGCUUUUGCAUCCCUCUGUUCUUAUACGGCGGCGUUGCCUUUGCUCGCCGCUCGGGAAGCCCCUGUCGAACCUCUCGUAGCAAGAGCCUCCUAUUCGGUAGUGCCGAUUGAUGGUAGCGGGGGCGAUGGAGAUUCCGCGUCCGGAAAGCCCCCAGCUACCACCGUCGUCGAGACCGUCGUCGCAUCGGCCACACCAGCAACGAAGACCAUAAUUGAGACUUCGCCGCCAGUGACAGAGCACAAAACCGCAACCGUCGUGGUCACCACCACCCCAACCACGAACGUCAUCUCUACGAUCUCGAUUAUUGAUAUCCAGCCCACUACUGCGACUGCCACAGUCACAAGCAUCUCCCCGGCGACGUCUAUAACAUCGACAGCACCAUCCGUACCAACGACUAUUUCGACAAGUGUUUCGACGUCUUGCACUAGCACUUCAUCAGUUGCCAGUGCGACGCAUUCCACUCUCACCACAUCACCCUCGUUACCAGCUACGAGGAGUACUUCGCUCCAGACUCAGAGCACACCUAGUGCCACCGCCAUCUCAAGCAGUAGCACUACCCCUACAUCAUAUGUUACGACUUCAUAUCCGCAACCAAGCACAAGUUCAACGACCUACGAUGAUGGAUUUUACCACACGACUUAUCCUGCUUGGAACGGAACGAACCUCCGCAGGCACAUUCGCAACCAGUAG
Messenger RNA from Neoarthrinium moseri, 723 nucleotides. RefSeq lists its product as uncharacterized. The coding region runs from base 1 to 723 and encodes 240 amino acids. Lineage: Eukaryota; Fungi; Ascomycota; Sordariomycetes; Amphisphaeriales; Apiosporaceae. The record is from RefSeq and is a predicted model, not a curated record. The transcript has a single exon.